GCAACAUUAAAGCACCCUGAAUACGUUAACGAUGGUUGCGCCCGGAGCCAUACUCACACAUUUGAACCGUGCAGACGGCUCGGCAACAUAUACGCAUAAUGGCUACGCCAUCAUUGGGGCCGUCAAUGGUCCCAUAGAAGUACAGCGCCGCGAUGAGCAGCCAGAAGAAGCAACAUUAGAAGUCAACAUCAGGCCUUCUGCUGGUGUAGGAACACCUCGUGAGCGCCAUCUCGAAACGCUCCUCUACAACACACUGCGCUCAAUAAUCCUCACGCGGCUCAUCCCCCGCACACUUGUCCAAAUCACGUUGCAAGUGCGGAGCUUGCCAGAAGAAGACACUUCGGCAGGUGUGAACACCAGUCUCACACUUUUACCGCACCUCCUCCACACAGCAUUCCUCAGCUUGCUGUCUGCGUCGAUACCACUCUCUACAACACUUACCUCCGUACUCGUCGCCUACCCCUCGCACAUAACGAAGAGCUCAACGCCACUUCUCACACCGACAGCGAACGAGCUACUGCGCGCGAAACCGAUUCGAUCGACCCAUGUCUUUGCGUUCAGCGGUGACAGGCGGUUACUGCUGAAUGAGAGCGAUGGGAAAUUCAGCUAUGAAGAGUGGGAGGAGGCCUGUGAGAUGGCAGAGGAGAUUUGCUGCAAGGAGGAAGAUCAGGGUGGUGUGAGCCUUGGUGAUAGCAUGGAGGUCGAUGGGGCCAUGCAGAGCCAGAACCUAGAGAAGUGGCUGAGGGAAGUCGUGAUGAGAAAGGUGGAAUACGAGCAGCGUUGGAAGAGCGCUACCUGAAAAUUUGGUCAUGCGGGUUGUGUGUUUCCCAUGAGGGCGCGGUCAUCCUUGCCAUAUCACAGGCUAGCAUAUGACAGGUAAAUACCAUGCGCUUUGUAGUAGGGGGAUUGAUGCCGAAUGAACGGCUACAGAGGACCAUCAAACUGGUGGAGCUAACAAGGAAUGGUAAGAUGGGCCAAAAGGCGAUUGUAUUAAUGACAUGGAAUCAUGACCGCGCCGAAUUUGAGCGGAUAAUCCGCAUAAUGAUACACAUUGAAGGUACGCUCAGAACGCUAUACAUGCUAGCUGCAAAAUCAUCGUUCAAGAAAAGCAAAUGGUACA
Didymella exigua CBS 183.55 is the source of this 1120-nucleotide messenger RNA. RefSeq lists its product as uncharacterized. Gene Ontology annotation, cellular component: cytoplasmic exosome (RNase complex); nuclear exosome (RNase complex); nucleolus. Bases 32 to 799 code for a protein of 255 amino acids. Gene Ontology annotation, biological process: rRNA catabolic process; nuclear mRNA surveillance; U4 snRNA 3'-end processing. The record is from RefSeq and is a predicted model, not a curated record. The transcript is spliced from 2 exons. Lineage: Eukaryota; Fungi; Ascomycota; Dothideomycetes; Pleosporales; Didymellaceae.